GGUUCAUAUUUCAUACACAAAACAUGAGAUGCAAAUACGAUAUUGUCCUAAUUCUGAGCAUUUUCUCAUGUUUGUACUGCAAGCAAUCCUUUUUUUCUUCUUGUAUUGCACAAAGCCUAGAUUUUCCUGCACGACUCAAGCAAGGUCAGCAGCUAGUUGAUCGAAAUCAGGAUCGUCUUGUUUCGGAAAAUGGCGGUUUCUUCAAGCUAGGGUUCUUGAGUCCUGGAACUUCAAGUGCUUCCGGUGCUACCAGCAAUCGUUACCUGGGACUAUUUUACACAAAACUACCUAGUCAUCCGGAUGCAGUGUGGGUGGCUAACCCAAAAACUCUGAUCAGCGAUUCAUCGGGUGUUUUUACAUUGGAUAGUGAUGGGAAAUUGAAGAUUAUGUAUAGUGGAGGGCAGAUAUCUAUAUCAGAUACCAAUCAAACAGAUUCAGGUAAUGUGACUGCUACUUUACUAGGUACCGGAAAUCUUGUUUUACAAGAAAUCGCUUCGAAUGGAGCAUUUGGAAGCGUUUUAUGGGAAAGUUUUGAUCAUCCAACCAACACAUUAUUACCAGGAAUGAAAUUAGGAAUGAAUUUUAAGACAGGACAGAAAUGGACACUUUUUUCAUGGCUAAGUGAUCAAGUCCCUGCGGGCGCCUUCAGCCUCGGAGUGGAUCCUGGUGGCGCCAACCAAUUGAUCAUAUGGCGGCGAGGGGACGUGUACUGGAAAAGCGGCGUGUGGGUGAACGAUAGUUUUCAAGGAUCCCCUGAAUUGACAAAAAGGGUGGACUUGUUUGAGUUUACUUUUGUUUCAAACAAAGAGGAGAAGUAUUUUUCGUAUUCUGUAAAAAAUAGUUCUACAUUUUCGAGGUGGGAACUGAAUUUACAGGGACAAAUCCUGCAUUCGGUUCUAAACCCGAAUUGGACUAUUUGGGAGAGCACGGUGACCAGUCCAUGUGAAUUCAACGAAAAUUAUCCGGAUGCAAUGUGCAUAGAGGAGAAGAUUUCCAAAUGCAGGAAUGGUUCUGAGUUGUUUGUGCCGAUAAGAGGCUAUUUUAAUGAGACCAAAUUCCUAUACGCUGAUGACGAUACUAGCUUGGCUAUUAGCGAUUGUCACGCUGCCUGCUGGAGAAACUGCACCUGCGUCGGAUAUCAAAGUUUGUAUACCAACAAUGGGACUGGAUGUGUGUAUAUGAUAGAAGGGGCAAAAUUUGAAGAGAGUGAUUACUUUGGCUUUACUUAUAUUCUUACUAUAGGCAGGAAUAGUAGCAAAGAUGGAACACCUACUGAAGAAGGAAAAAAGAUCGGAUCAGCAGGAAGUGUAGCGAAAAAAUGGUGGAUAUGGUCUGUCAUAAGCAUUACACUUUCUGUGACAGUGCUACUUUUAGGUUACUUGCGCUACAUAAGGAAAAUCAAACGUAGAUUCAUGCAACACACCAGCCAAGAGCAAGGAUUAAAUGAGUUGAGAUCUCAAAUUACCAGAAUCGGCAAUGUACACAGGCUCAAACUAGGCAAAAGUAUAGGCCAGGAGUUUCAGAUGUUCAGUUUCUCUGGAAUAGUAGCUGCAACGAAUAAUUUCUCAUCUGCCAGCAAGCUCGGAGAGGGUGGUUUUGGACCAGUUUACAAGGGUGUGUUACCAGAUGGCCAACAGGUAGCAGUAAAGAGACUAGCAAGAAAUUCGGGACAGGGACUAGAAGAAUUCAGGAACGAGAUUACACUUAUAGCUGAACUUCAACACAGAAAUCUUGUUCGGAUUUUUGGUUGUUGCAUUCAAGGAGAAGAGAAGAUUUUGAUCUAUGAGUACCUAAGGAAUGCAAGCUUGGACGCCUUCCUUUUCGAUUCAACUAAAGGGAAGCAUUUAGAUUGGCAACAACGCGUGAACAUAAUCGAAGGGAUUGCGCAAGGACUUCUCUAUCUUCACAAGUAUUCUAGAGUUAGAAUCAUACACAGAGAUUUGAAAGCUAGCAACAUUUUACUUGACGGAAACAUGAAUCCUAAGAUAUCAGAUUUUGGAAUGGCCAGAAUUUUUGAACAGAAUGAAUCCACAUCAAAGACGAAGAGAGUUGUAGGAACAUACGGUUAUAUGUCUCCGGAGUAUGUCAUGAAAGGCAUUUUCUCUGACAAGUCCGGCGUUUACAGCUUCAGAGUUCUAUUGCUGGAGAUUGUGAGUGGCCAAAAGAACACUGUUUUCGUUUCAUCUACUUCUCUUAGCCUCGUUGAACUGGCUUGGGAUUUGUGGAAACAAGGUGACACUCAAGAGCUAAAGGAUGCGUCGUUAGACUUGUGCCCUGAAGACGAAGUUUUGAAGUUUAUUCAUUUGAGUCUGCUAUGUGUGCAAGAGUAUGCAGCUGAUAGACCUACCAUGGCAGAAGUCGUAUCCAUGCUCACAAGCGAUUCCAUGUUUUUCCCUGAUCCGAAGCAACCUGCAUACCACAUUUCGAGAAGUGAAGUUGCGUCAUCGAGGCCUGAUGGGAGGCGACCGGACAUGGGUUCAGCAGAUUACGUGCCCAUAACUGUGAUGGAAGCCAGGCCGAUGGCUGCACAGAGAAGCUUUCUGCUGCUGUUUUUCUCAUGUUUCUUCAUGCAUUAUCUUCUCCCUUGUUAUGCAGAAAUAGUGCUGUACACGCUCAAGCAAGGGGAGCAGCUACGGGACCAGGAAAACGAUCACCUCAUUUCUCAGCACGGUGACUUCAAGCUAGGGUUCUUCAGUCCCGGUGCUUCGAGUAACCUGGGUGCUACGAGCAAUCGGUUCUUGGGAAUAUGGUAUAGCAAACUACCAAAUCAUCCGGAUGCAGUGUGGGUGGGAAACCCUGAAACUCCGGUCGUGGAUUCGUCUGGAGUGUUUGUGUUGGAUAGUGAUGGGAAAAUGAAGAUCAAACAUGGUGGAGGGGAGAUUAUUGUAUGGGAUUACAAUCAGACAGUUUCCGGUAAUGUGACUUGUUAUAUGAUGGAUACCGGAAACUUUAUGUUAAGAGAAGUAGCAUCGGAUGGAACACCCGGAAAGAUUUUAUGGGAAAGUUUUGAUUAUCCAUCAAACACAUUGUUACCUGGAAUGAAGUUAGGGUUGGACUUUAGGACAGGGCGUAAUCGAACAAUUUCUUCAUGGUUCAGCGAUCAAGUGCCUACAGCAGGUGCUUUCAGGCUUAGUGUGGAUCCCAAUCGCACCAACCGGUUAAUCAUCUGGCAGCGAGAUGUUGUAUACUGGACCAGUGGGAUCUGGGAAAGUGGAAGUUUUCAGAGGACCCCUGAACUCACAAGCAGGGCUGAUUUGUUCGAGUUCAAUUUUGUUUCAAAUGCAGAGGAGAAGUACUUCACUUAUGCUGUUAAAAACAGCUCAACUCUUUCGAGAUGGGAACUCAAUACUUGGGGCCAACUCCUGCAGUCGAUUUUAGGCUCAGACGGUACUACAUGGGAAACCACAGUUACAAGUCCAUGUACGUCCAACCCAGAUUAUCCAGAUGCAGUGUGCAUAAAGCAGACGACGUCUGAAUGCAGGAAUGGUUCUGAGCUAUUUCUACCGAUGAGAGGCUACUCAGGUGAUGCUAAGUUGACGUAUAAUGAUAGUAAUACUAACUUGGAUCUUAGCGAUUGUCACGCAACUUGCUGGAGUGAUUGCACCUGUGUCGGCUACAGACCUUUAAAUCCCAAUGGGUCUGGAUGUCUGUAUAUGAGAGAAGGAGCACAUUAUGUCAAGAACGAUUACUUUGAAGUUAAUUACGUCGUUACUAUAGCAAAUAAUAGCAGAGAUGGAACACCUACCGAAAAAGAAAGUACAAAGAGAAAAUGGUGGAUAUGGUGUAUCGUGGGCAUUGUACUUGCAGUGGCAGUGCUACUUUUGGGGUACUUCUGCUACACAAGGAAAAGAAAACUUCUACACGUGCAACAAACUGACAAGGCGGAAACAAUCCAAGAGCAAGGAUUACUUGACUUGGGAUCCCAAAUCAGCGGAUUGGGUGACAUUUUCAAACUCAAAUUCGGCAAAAGCCGAGGGCUGGAGUUUAAGAUGUUCAGUUUUCCUGAAUUAGUGACUGCGACAGAUGACUUCUCAUUUGCCCGAAGACUAGGAGAGGGUGGUUUUGGACCAGUUUACAAGGGUGUAUUACCAGACGGGCAACAGGUAGCAGUAAAGAGACUUGCAAGACAUUCAGGACAAGGAUUGGAAGAAUUCAUGAAUGAAAUAACACUUAUAGCUGAACUUCAACAUAGUAAUCUUGUUCGGCUUUUGGGUUGUUGCAUUCAAGGAGAAGAGAAAAUUCUGAUCUACGAAUACCUGACAAAUACAAGCUUGGAUGCCUUCCUCUUUGAUUCCACUAGAGUGUAUCUCUUAGAUUGGCAGAGGCGCAUCAACAUCAUUGAAGGGGUUGCACAAGGACUUCUUUAUCUUCAUAAGCACUCUCGAGUAAGAGUCAUACACAGAGAUCUGAAAGCUAGCAACAUUUUACUUGACGAAAGCAUGAAACCCAAGAUAUCAGACUUUGGAAUGGCCAGAAUCUUCGGACAGAAUGAGUCCAGAGCAAAUACGAAUAGAGUUGUAGGAACAUACGGCUAUAUGUCUCCGGAAUAUGCCAUGAAUGGCAUUUUCUCUGAAAAGUCUGAUGUAUACAGCUUUGGAGUUUUACUGCUGGAGAUCGUGAGUGGCAGAAAGAACACUGUUUUCGUUUCAUCUACUAAUCUCAGCCUUAUUGAACUUGCUUGGAGUUUAUGGAAACAAGGUGACUGUCUAGAGAUAAGGGACCCGUCAAUGGACUCGUGCCCAGAAGAUGAAGUUACAAAAUAUGUUCAUGUUGGUCUGCUAUGUGUACAAGAAUACGCAGCAGAUAGACCUACCAUGUCAGAAGUCCUAUCCAUGCUCACAAGUGAUAUCAUCUUUUUACCCGAUCCAAAACAACCCGCAUUCUGUGUCUCAAAUAGUGAAUCCGGAUCAUCACAAGCUGAAAGAAGGUUGGAUAUGGGUUCAUCAAAUGGUCUAUCUAUAACUGUCAUGGAACCUAGAUAAAGACACUAACUUGACGUUCCAUCCGAUAGUAUUCAUUAUUCAAAUAUGAAUUUUACAAAUGUAAUGCGACACAGGGAAAAUCCCGUCAUGUGUAGGAAGUUUUCGGAUUCAUUCUUGCCACAAAAGGCUGUUUCGUUACUUCUUAAUGAAUAUUUGUAAAUUCGUGAAACAUGAUGUGAGCUUUGGAGUAAAAUAAAGGGUACACAUUUCAUCGAAA
This is a messenger RNA of Pyrus x bretschneideri (Chinese white pear), 5199 nucleotides long. Its product is annotated as G-type lectin S-receptor-like serine/threonine-protein kinase CES101. Gene Ontology annotation, molecular function: ATP binding; protein kinase activity. Lineage: Eukaryota; Viridiplantae; Streptophyta; Magnoliopsida; Rosales; Rosaceae. Gene Ontology annotation, biological process: recognition of pollen; protein phosphorylation. The record is from RefSeq and is a predicted model, not a curated record.